Messenger RNA from Alnus glutinosa, 1810 nucleotides. RefSeq names its product diphosphomevalonate decarboxylase MVD2, peroxisomal. Gene Ontology annotation, cellular component: cytosol. The transcript has 10 exons. Bases 217 to 1482 code for a protein of 421 amino acids. NCBI's taxonomy places the organism in Eukaryota, Viridiplantae, Streptophyta, Magnoliopsida, Fagales, Betulaceae. Gene Ontology annotation, molecular function: diphosphomevalonate decarboxylase activity; ATP binding. Gene Ontology annotation, biological process: isoprenoid biosynthetic process; isopentenyl diphosphate biosynthetic process, mevalonate pathway. The record is from RefSeq and is a predicted model, not a curated record.
UCCAAAAUUCAACCAUCGGAGAUUGGGGAACUUCACACUCCUUUGGUUCUUCCGCUCUACUUGUUAUUUAUAUAUAUAUAAGCGAGUAACUCUCCCACUCUUUCUCAUUGCUCUCGGAUUCAGAUUCAAUCUGAUUUCGCCGACUUUUUCUUCUUCUUUUUUCCUCCGGGAAAGAAGAACAAACAGUUUCUUGUUUUCUCGGGAGAAUUCGGGGGAAUGGCGGGUGAACGUGGAAAAUGGGUGGUGAUGGUGACGGCGCAGACGCCGACGAACAUAGCGGUUAUCAAGUACUGGGGGAAGAGGGACGAGACCCUGAUCGUGCCCGUCAACGAUAGCAUCAGCGUCACGCUUGAUCCUGAUCACCUCUGCACCACUACCACCGUCGCCGUCAGCCCCGCCUUUGACCGCGACCGCAUGUGGCUAAACGGCAAGGAGAUUUCCCUCUCUGGAGACAGGUACCAAAAUUGUCUUAGGGAAAUUCGCAGUCGUGCCAGUGAUGUUGAGGACGAGGAAAAUGGUAUCAAAAUUGCAGAAAAGGACUGGGAAAAGUUGCAUUUACAUAUUGCUUCAUACAACAAUUUCCCUACUGCUGCUGGGUUGGCCUCUUCAGCGGCUGGGUUUGCUUGUCUUGUUUUUGCCCUCGCAAAGCUAAUGAAUGUGAAAGAAGAUCAAAGCAAGCUUUCUGCUAUUGCAAGGCAAGGUUCAGGCAGUGCUUGUCGCAGCCUGUAUGGUGGAUUUGUCAAGUGGAUCAUGGGAAAAGAUAAGGAUGGAAAAGACAGUCUUGCAGUUCAACUUGCAGAUGAGAAGCACUGGGAUGAUCUUGUUAUUAUUAUUGCUGUGGUAAGUUCAAGGCAGAAGGAAACGAGUAGCACCACUGGAAUGCGUGAAACAGUUGAAACUAGUUUGCUUUUAAAACAUAGAGCAAAGGAAAUAGUACCAAAACGCAUACUACAAAUGGAAGGAGCCAUAAAAAAUCGUGAUUUUGCAUCUUUUGCACAAUUGACCUGUGCUGAUAGUAACCAGUUUCAUGCUGUUUGCCUGGACACAUCUCCCCCAAUUUUCUACAUGAAUGAUACAUCCCAUAGGAUAAUCAGCAUUGUUGAAAAGUGGAAUCGCUCUGAAGGAACACCUCAGGUGGCAUAUACUUUUGAUGCGGGGCCCAAUGCUGUACUGAUUGCGCGUAAUAGAAAGGCUGCUACCCUUUUGCUUCAGAGGCUGCUCUUCUACUUCCCUCCAAAUUCAGCUUCGGGUUUGGAUAGUUUCAUCCUUGGUGAUAAGUCAAUUCUAAAAGAUGCUGGGCUUGAGGGGAUGAAGGAUGUGGAAGAUUUGCCACCACCGCCAGAAAUCAAGGAUAGCAUUCCUUCCCAGAAAUACAAGGGGGAUGUUAGUUAUUUCAUCUGCACGAGACCUGGCAGAGGCCCAGUUUUGCUUUCUGAUAAGAGUCAGGCUCUUCUCAACCCCAAAACCGGGCUGCCUAAGUAAAUUUGGAUUAAUUGUUAUCUUGGGCUAAUCUUCCUUGUCUCUAUGAGCCUGGAGUAUUUCAGUCAGAUAUCUUCUACACUGUGCCUAUGCUCAUGGUAAGAAUUUGCUGCUUGUGUUGCUAUGUCAUGUAAUUGUAAUUUUUUUUUUUUUUUUUUUGGUCUCCUGGAUAAUUUAAUAGGGUUUAUGCCCUCUCAUAGUCUUAUGAGACGGUUAAAAAUAAGUUUGUAUUGUCUUUUGACAAUUUCAGCUGUAACUUGGAAGGCUUGAAGUUGUAACUAUUUGGGUCUAUGCCCGGUAAUUGUUUCAAUAAGAGUUAUCAUUUUCUUUU